AUGUUCUCCACACCAACACAUUUAUACUACUACUGUUACAUAUUGAACAUGAAAAUCCUCUCUACCACUACAAUCAAUGCACCAAAUCAAAGUCUUGGCGACUCAACAACUGAUCGCAAAAUCCAUUUGAAUCCGUGGGAUCUCCAAUUCCUCCCUUUUGGAGCCAACCAAACUGCUGGUCUUCUUUAUAAACAUCCGUUAGAAAAAAUUGACACAAUAAUCCAUCAACUCAAAUGCUCUCUUUCCUCCACCCUUGCAUUUUUCCCACUCUUAGCUGGUCGUCUCGAAAUUACGGAACACGAAAAUGACAACACUAUUUCGUGUUAUCUAAAAUGUAACAAUGCAGGUGUACUGUUUGUCCAUGCUGUCGAAAAGAAUGUUGCUGUCGCCGACAUCCUUCGAUCCACAUGCCCUCCUCAAUUUAUCCAAUCACUUUUUCCACUUAAUGGAAUUAAAAACUACGAAGGGACGUCACAACCAUUACUUGCGGUCCAAGUAACAGAGCUAAUUGACGGCAUCUUCCUUGCUUUAACAAUCAACCAUGUCGUCAUUGAUGGUAAGCCAACUUGGAAUUUCAUAAAUUCAUGGGCUGAAAUCUCAAAGUUAAAUGGUUGCCUUCAAAUAUCCAAACAACCAAAACCAACACUUGAACGCUGGUUUCCAAAUGCAAUUCAACUUCCUAUUAGAUUUCCUUUCACAAUAGAGAAAAACCAUGCUGAUAAUGAUGGAAAAGAAAAACUCAACCCACCAGAGAGAUUAUUCCAUUUCACAAAGGAGAAAAUCAUGGAACUAAAGUCGAAAGCUAACAUAGAGGCUGAAUCAAACAAUAUAUCUUCCUUACAAGCACUUCUCACUCAUAUCUGGCGAUCUGUGGUUCUUUCCAGAGGAUUUGACCCACAAGAAGAAGUUCAAUUUAUGAUAGUAAUUGACACACGAUCGAGAUUUUUCCCACCAUUACCAGAGGAUUAUUUUGGAAAUGCGAUUAUACUUUCUGGGGUUAGCAUGAAAGUUGGGGAGCUAUUAAAGGAAGGUGGAUUAGGAAAGGGUGCUCAGGAGAUGAACAAGAUGAUUGCCUCACACACUAAUGAGAAGUUGAAGAAUCACUAUGAGUCUUGGUUGAAAACACCAAGUUUUAUUAGUCUUGGUAGUGUGGCCAAUAGUAAUUCAUUGGUCGUAAGUAGUUCGCCGCGGUUCAAUGUUUAUGAAUGUGAUUUUGGAUGGGGAAAACCUUUGAGAGUUCGAAGUGGGGAUUCAAAUAAAAGAAAUGGAAAAAUUAGUGUGUACCCUGGUGCAGAAGAAGGUAGUGUCGACAUUGAAGUUUGUCUUCCUUAUGAGAUUUUGGAAGCAAUGGAAAAUGAUCCUGAGUUUAUGGGUGUCGUGUCCAACUAAUGUGGCUUUUAAUGUAGAUUGCGGCGAAUGUUAAUUUGGCAAACUAUUGUGUGUACUAUAUGGAACUCUCGUAAUGUCCUUUUUUCGGAAUAAGCUUUUUC
This is a messenger RNA of Trifolium pratense (red clover), 1490 nucleotides long. Its product is annotated as protein ENHANCED PSEUDOMONAS SUSCEPTIBILITY 1-like. Bases 1 to 1389 code for a protein of 462 amino acids. The record is from RefSeq and is a predicted model, not a curated record. Lineage: Eukaryota; Viridiplantae; Streptophyta; Magnoliopsida; Fabales; Fabaceae. The transcript has a single exon.